Molecule: messenger RNA, 870 nt
Organism: Rhizoctonia solani
Lineage: Eukaryota; Fungi; Basidiomycota; Agaricomycetes; Cantharellales; Ceratobasidiaceae
Product: Nitronate monooxygenase
Exons: 12
Coding region: 1-870 (289 amino acids)
Molecular function (GO): nitronate monooxygenase activity
Source: RefSeq, a predicted model, not a curated record
AUGCUCAGGCAGCAGAUCCACGAUAUCAAGGAAUACCUCAACGACAAGAAAGCACCAUUUGGUGUUGACCUUGCACUCCCACAAGUGGGCGGCUCGGCACGAAAAACAAACUACGAUUACACCCAUGGCCAACUACCCGAACUUAUCGACGUCAUAAUCGAAGAAAAAGCUUCGCUCUUUGUCUGUGCGGUUGGGAUCCCACCCAAGUUCGCAGUUGAUAAGCUGCACAAGGCCGGGAUCCCGGUGAUGAAUAUGGUUGGACAUCCCAAGCAUGUGGCCAAGGCUAGAUGCCGGGAGGAGAAGGUGGUGGGCAUACCGGGUAUGUUCCGACGAGUCCUUGUUCCUGCAUGUGUGGAUGCGGUCAAAGGUCGUAAAUCGCCGUUGACCGGUAAACCGGUCUUUGUUGUUGCGGCGGGUGGCAUUUAUGAUGGACGAGGACUCGCUGCUGCGCUCAUGUGGGGUGCUCAGGGCGUAUGGGUUGGUACUCGGUUCGUAGCCAGCGAGGAAGCUGGCGCGAACAAGAGGCACAAAGAACUGCUCGUGAAUGCUGGUUACGAGGACAUUGGACGCACGUUGAUUUACUCAGGAAGGCCGUUGAAUGUUUACAGGACUGAUUACGUCAAAGAUUGGGAAACAAACCGAGCUGAUGAGAUCAAAGCCUUGACCGAAAAGGGGAUCGUUCCACACUACCAGGAGAUGGAAAAGCACCCCGAAAAGUCGAUAGUUGGACACCAUUACCUUAUGGGCAAUGUUGCGGCGGUGAUCAAAGACGUCCUUCCCGCCAAGACGAUUGUAGACAACAUGGUCUCUGAUGCGGUGAAAUGCAUUGAGAAUGCAAAGGCGAUGACCGGCGGAAAGGCCAAGCUCUGA